UGAGACGCAAACGAGUUCUGCUUUGUCCUGCCAAGAUGGCUGACGUGCGCGUGAAAAAAACACCCAACAAUUUAUAUGAUUUGUGUUUGACUAGUUUAGUGAACUAUUUGCAAAAAUCAAAGUGCGAGAAAAAUGAUUUGCGAUCGCUGCCAGAUAGCAUCCUCAUGGAUGUGUACUUUAGGAUGCUGGAAGAGAAAAGGCUCUGCAUCUUGGGCGCGGAGCUGUCCGAGCUGGAGAUAUUUGAGAGACUUUUGCGAUUCUCGGGCGCUCAAUUAAGAUUGCUCCAGUGUUUUCAGGCGGUGAUUGAGCAUGGAUCCAAGCUAUCGGCAGAAUUGUCGAGCGCGUACCUAGCGCGUUGUGAACAGAGCUCACGUGCGAGAAAUUCACUCAUACAUUUAGGAUUAAGAUUAGGUGGAUUCCUUAAUGAAGCCGGCUGGUACGCGGACGCGCAACGCGUGUUAGUUCGCUGUAGGGACAUUUGUCUCACCCAACCACAGACCACACAUUAUAAACGACUUACACUCGAGUGUUGCCAUAGGUUAUUAAAUACACAAUCAGUAUACUGCUGUUUCCCGGCUGCGGCCGAGACUUACAAAUUGGCGCUCAAACUCCUCGGUUUGCCGGAAGACACCACAGCACAGCUCCCAGAAGGUCCAAUUGCCAUUUCCGAAACCUGUUGCAAGGCCCUACAGACGGAUGGCGUCGAUAAUGAUAGGCUAGAGUACACCGAUGAAGAAUGUUGUUCGGGCGGUGAACGCGUAUGGGGCAUGUCGGCGUUGCUCGCGCGCCUUUGCAAGGAGAUCAGCGCCCUCUUCUUCGUGCGAUGCGACUACAGUGCCGCAUAUGCGUGGGGCAUGAGGGCAUUGUCGCUUCUCACGCCGGAAACGCCACCCAAGAUAACAAUAGAAGUCCUCCGUGCGUGUGGAACGGCCUGUGUGGUGAAGAGACGGUUCAGCUCAGCCGGUUUGCUCGUGAGACAGGCUGUCGCUCUCGCUAGACUCGUCUUUGGACCACAGCAUCCGAGAUAUGCGGCGGCCUUAUUGGAUUAUGGCUUCUAUCUGCUCAAUAUAGACUCUAUCACUCAUAGUGUGCAGGUUUACGAGGAAGCUCUAUCGACCCUUCGAAGGGUGUUCGGUCGCAGCAGCCUGCACGUAGCCACAGCUCAGGAGGACUUAGCGUACGCGUUGUACGUCCUCGAGUACUCAUCGGGACGGUUUUAUAAGGCACGGGACCACGCCGAAAGGGCCAUUAGAAUUAUUGAGAAUUUAGUACCACCAGACCACUUGUUGUUGGCCUCAGCGAAGCGUGUCAAGGCUCUCAUAUUAGAGGAAAUAGCGUUGGAUACACCAGCAGGGCAGGAUAUGAGAGAACCGAGCCUACUGGAGGAGUCGGAAGCGUUACACAAAGCAGCGUUAGAAUUGUCGAUGAUGGCGUUUGGUGAAAAAAACGUUCAGACAGCCAAACACUAUGGAAACCUCGGACGACUGUAUCAGUCUAUGCUAAAGUUUCAGGAUGCUGAGACGAUGCACCUCAAAGCGAUAGCGAUAAAAGAGGAAUUACUAGGAGCAGAAGAUUACGAAGUGGGAUUGAGUGUAGGACACCUCGCUUCGCUCUACAAUUACCACAUGAACCAACACACGGCCGCUGAGAAAUUGUAUCUGCGCUCGAUUAAUAUUAGCCUGAAGCUUUUCGGCGAGCGCUACUCGGGGCUGGAGUACGACUACCGCGGCCUCGUGCACGUUUUCACGCAGCUGAAGAGGCACGACCGCGCACAUCACUACAACGGGCUACUCCAGCACUGGCACGAUCUCCGUGAACAAUCUAAAGCCGAACAGCAGCCCGCGAUAGGUGACGAGAAAGUGAUUCCUCUCGAAGAGCUGCAAGAGAAGUUCUUCAGCACACGCUGAAUAUCACAAAUGCUAAAAUUUGCACGGCUUUGCUUCCAUCUUGUAACUCAAAGGGUUGUCGUCCACCUUGAGAACUUUUGAAAUUACGAAGCGUCUUAAACGGGUUUGUGUUUAUUCGUGUUUACGAAAACGGAAUUUGUGCGCUAUUUAUGGGCAAUUGUUCUUGUUUUAACUGAACUAUAAAUUAUUAUAAACUAUUUCUGUUUGACCGCGAUAUGUUAAAGCACUCCACAUAUUUGAAUGUAAUUUGCAAGUGUCGCAAAUGCAAAGCUGGAGCAAGUAUAGUUAAUGUGGAACGAGAAAGCGAAUGUAUAUUACAUAUUAACAAUUAAUGCUUGGUAACAAAAUUAGUAGGAUGUAAGUAUUGGUGAUUUUUACUGCCAUUUUCUGAGGCUUCGAGUAGAAGAAACUUCUAGUUUAUUAAUUAAUAAGUUAGUUAAUUUCUUUUAUAGAGAAUAUUUCAUUGAUUUCCCUAUUACUUUUUUAUCUGAGUUUUGCUUUUAUAUUGAUAUUGUGAACCGGUUCUUUGCCCGGGAUUGAACCCGCAGUGUUUGUGUGUUAACGAUUUAACCACAUACUCGUACCAAUGGUGAUACAUCUAACUAUCUCUACUUUUUUUUAUCCUUGGUGCUUAUUUUGUAUCCUCUCACUCUACUGGGUUUGUGACCCAAAAAGUGUCCUGGUUUGGAAACAUCCAGCCCUACCUGCCCUGUACCUAUUGUUAUAAAUUCGACAUUGUUAAAUUCAGUUUUAAACAGUUCUAAUCUUUACAAAGAACAUAUCAUCCAAAUAUUGAGAUCCAUUGUUUUACUUAACCACGAAGUCCUGACUAAGACGAAAAAUGCGUUAAGUCAAAAUGUGAACGAAUCUUCUACGUUUUUGUAUAUAAUUUGUUUGAUUCGAGUUAGUUCCUCUGAGUUUUUGUUUAAAAAAUGUAUAAAUUAGCUGUAAUCGCUUUCUAGCAAUAUGAAUGUGCAAUUAAUGUUAUGAGGCUUUUCUUAAGUACUUAAAGUGCUAUUCAAAAUUGUAUAAAUGCAUAAAAGAUUUAUUUUUGUAUAUGGUAAUUGCAAAUGUAUACUGUCACUGCGAUGUCUUUAUCAGCAUUAUUAUUUGCUAAUUUUCUUCAUUGUUUUUCAAUAUAAUAACUAUUAUCCAGCUCAAAAGAAUGCAUGUUAUAUCUGUGGUAAACUAAUAUCUAUAAUGUGUAAAACUAGAUAUCUUGUGAAGCAGAAACAAACAUUUGAUAGCUUUUUUUAGUCUGUGUACAUCAGAAUUAGCAUCUAUUUCUUCGAUACAUAUUAAUCUCAAUAUUGUUAUGGACUUUGUUCAUUUAAUAUAUAAAUAUUAAAUGCAGGAUAAACACCACACCAUAUUGAAAGAAAAACCGCACAUAUUUUGUCACUUUUUUAUUUCGUUUAGAUUAGACGUUUGCAGGACAUUUGUUGACGCUCACGUUAGAGGGCAACACUGAGCGUGUUUUUUUUACUUAAUUUUGAAUUAUCUCUUGAUCUUUAAUUCAUUUUUCGUCCACAAAAAUGUUUUUUGUACAUCUAUUAAGACUUGACGUUUUGUGUAGCAAUCAAUUGUAAUCUGAAAUGUAAAUCAUGGUUUAGAUUAUCUAUUUUCUUACUUUCUGUAUGUUGGCACUGCUUAUUUGUAAGUUAUUGUUACAUAUUAAUAAACAUCGUGAGUAACUAGUAAUCGCAAUAUGGCCAACAAAAAGAAAAUUGAUUAAUUUAAAUAUAUUGGCGGCUCUGCUUCUAUCGUUGGAAUGUAAACUGUGUAGAUUAAUAUAUAUAUUUAUAUAUAGAUGUUAUAUUUGCUGCUCACAUAGUAAGAUUGACGUGUCCGUGUGAACAUUUGAAUGGCUGUUAUAAUAUAUAGUGAAUAAAUAAGAUUCACAAA
Molecule: messenger RNA, 3812 nt
Organism: Pieris brassicae (large cabbage white)
Lineage: Eukaryota; Metazoa; Arthropoda; Insecta; Lepidoptera; Pieridae
Gene: Pat1
Product: amyloid protein-binding protein 2
Exons: 13
Coding region: 36-1907 (623 amino acids)
Biological process (GO): intracellular protein transport
Molecular function (GO): protein binding
Source: RefSeq, a predicted model, not a curated record